CGAACGUUGCCGCAUUCAUCGUAAGUUACUAGCUGUUAGACAAAAAGUCAAAUUACAGAUACGAAUUCAUUAUAAAAAGAAAGUAGAAAUUAUUGCACUGUCUCCUAUAGUUUCAUUUCUGAUCUGAUGUGAGUUAAUCAUCGUUAUCAUGCUACCGCUAAUUCUCUUGGUAGUUGGCGUUCUAACGCAGCAGACAUUCGCUGAAAAACUCGUUGCGGCAGUUGUUGGUCAGUUUGCCGCACCAGGUGAAUUCCCGCAUCACGUUUCCCUGAGGUUGGCGAACCGUCACAUUUGCAGCGGCUCCAUCAUCGCCCCGACCAAGAUCCUAACUGCUGCCCGCUGCGUGGACAGCAUCAUAUAUUAUCUACCCUACGGCAAUUUUACUGUUGCGACUGACACCAUUAGUAGACCAAAUAAAGGCGAGAGACACGAGGUAGAGAACAUUCGUGUGCAUCCAGGAUACGCGGGCCUGCAGGUGACAGAUUUGAGGAAUGACAUUGCAGUGAUCACGCUCAAAAAGUCGAUUCAAUUCAACGCAUACCAAAGUCCAAUCGGCUUGACCACCGUUAAACCUAGUCGCGGACAGAGAUGUAUCUUAUCUGGAUGGAGUAACGGACCGUUCGGACCGCUCACGCCUCUUCUGAAGUUGGAGCAGGUCGUGAUCACGCAGAGCCAAUGCCGACGUCACUACGAUACGCCUUUGACCAAAGGCCACUUGUGCACAAUCAAUCGCUAUGGAAUUGCCGGUUGCAGAGAUGACAGCGGUGGCCCGCUCAUCUGCAACGGUCAACUGGCCGGUAUUGUUUCCUGGGGUGCUCCUGAUUGCAGUAAGCGUCGGCCUGAUGUCUUCACUGAUACCUACUACUAUCGCGCUUUUAUCCUUUCAGAUUAAAAAGACGCGUAUAAAGACAAUUUAUGAGGCA
This is a messenger RNA of Wasmannia auropunctata (little fire ant), 923 nucleotides long. RefSeq names its product chymotrypsin-1-like. The record is from RefSeq and is a predicted model, not a curated record. Gene Ontology annotation, biological process: proteolysis. The transcript has 4 exons. The coding region runs from base 149 to 892 and encodes 247 amino acids. Lineage: Eukaryota; Metazoa; Arthropoda; Insecta; Hymenoptera; Formicidae. Gene Ontology annotation, molecular function: serine-type endopeptidase activity.